This is a messenger RNA of Lytechinus pictus (painted urchin), 4179 nucleotides long. RefSeq names its product ER membrane protein complex subunit 7-like. Gene Ontology annotation, molecular function: carbohydrate binding. Gene Ontology annotation, cellular component: EMC complex. Bases 699 to 1370 code for a protein of 223 amino acids. The transcript has 4 exons. The record is from RefSeq and is a predicted model, not a curated record. NCBI's taxonomy places the organism in Eukaryota, Metazoa, Echinodermata, Echinoidea, Temnopleuroida, Toxopneustidae.
ACUUGACUAGAAAUAUUACUCAGAAAGGGAAAGACAGAUCAAACGUUGGCCAGGCGAGCAGCCCGAGCAGCCAAUGGCUGCAUGCAUCUACUCCCCGAUCCCGCAGCGCACCACACUGCACUGAGACACUAGCUCUAUUGUCUAAGUGUCAUAGACUCGCAGUACAUUGUGGUGAAGUGAGAUACUGACAUGAUUUUGAUAUUUAACAAGAUUUGGCUAGGCUUUUACUAAAUCUAUAGUGAGUUCACUGACGAAAUACAUACGAGCCGAAAUAAAGAAAGGAAUAAUCGGGGCACCCCCUCUUCUGUAUAUCAACGUGGGCGCAGCCAUCUUGAACCGUGUUGACAAUCCUACCUAUACAUGAAGGGGGUAACAAAACAUUGAAACGCAGGGGCCGGACGCGAUCAUUCUAAACGCAACACAUUUUCCUUUCCCUUUGAACAGAAAAUAUAUGAAAAAGUUCACUUAUCCGAUUAAUUUAAAAAAGAGGGAACUGAUGUGGUCAAUUCAUUGAUGAAAACAAGUUCGCUUGCUUUGAAUUUUCUUCACGUCGCCUUUCUCAUGUUUUCAUGAUACCCCAGCGCCCCUGCUCAUAAGUGGUUUGGUCAAUCAAAGCGAAGGCGAAGCUAAGUCUCAUCUCACUUCGGGAAAGGUGUCAACUCUAACUAUUUGAAAUAGGCCUAGAUUUUUAUAAUAAAAUGGAUAAGUGGACUGUUCUUGUGAUAUUAUUCCUGAGUAUGUCCUAUAGCUCAUCAGAGGAGGCUGAUGAUGAAAAACAAAUGGCGACUUUUAAGAUCGAAGGAAAGCUGUCUGUGCCGGGAGUCAAGCCCGGAGAUUGGGUGCCACUGGCGAAGGUGCUUGUGGACGGCGGCCAGUUCGUCGGCUUUGUCAGAUCGGAUGGAACAUUUGAGGUGCAUGACGUACCUACUGGAUCCUAUGUCGUAGAGAUUGCUCACCCCAAGUAUAUGUUUGAAGCCACAAGAAUAGAUAUCUCAGCCAGGGGUAAGAUCAGAGCUAGGAGAGUGAACAAUGUUGACAGCAAGUCUGUGAUUCAGGUUACUUAUCCACUGAGGCUCAGGAGCAAGGGUCUUGCUGGGUACUUCCAGAAGAGAGAAGAGUUCAGGAUAGUCGAUGUACUAAAAAACCCUAUGGUGCUUAUGAUGGUCUUGCCUGUUGUAUUCAUUGUCAUACUUCCCAAGCUAGUCAACACACAAGAUCCAGAACUACAAAAGGAAAUGCAGAACAUGAAUUUGAUGAAUCAGAAGCAAGAUUUACCAGAUUUAUCUGAAAUGGCAACAAGUUUCUUCGGUGGGGGAUCAUCAGCGCAGAAGAAAUCCAAAGACAAAGCUAUUAAAGCUAAAAGGAAAUAACAUUUUAUUACCUGUUACAUCAAAGAGUAGGUUAUUAUGUUGUAGUACAUGGUAUUUUUAGAUUCAGAUGGCUAGGUUGAAACACAAGCAAAAUUGAUAUUUUGAUCUCAAUUGACACCUGUCUGGAAUAAUCUGUACCUAUAAAGACCAUAUAAUAUACAUAGGCCCCAUUUUAGAAAGGUUUACAACAGAUUAAAAUCAACCUCAAAUUGUGAUUGAACUAAAUUUGUGUAGAGAUAGGGAUUUUAGAUUGAUCACAAUUUGAAUUGAUUUGCACCUAUUGUAACUCUUUGUAAGAAGGGGAACAUGAAGCAUUUUAUAUCUAUAAAGAUAUUUAAAUAUUCAUGCUCUGUAAUGUAUUUUACUUGGCAUUGCAGUUUCUAUUUUAUUCAAAUAUAACUAUGCUUUUCCUGAAUAAUUAUCAACUUGCUACAUGAUCACUGGAUGCGGUAUUACGCUAAAUGCCAGUCAUUACUCGGUUAAAACCCUAAAACUGUCACAAAAUGACCCUUUCAAGAAUUUUGUCUACCCAAUUUGUUAAGUUUAAUUGGUUCGAUAUUAUUGCCAAAUGGGAUGGGUCAAAGCUCAGAACCUCUGUAGGAAGUAUUAUUUUUGCUGCACUUGUGAAUAUGAGCUAAAUACUACAUUUACAGUUCUAACUCUUGGGCUGUGUUAUUUGUGUAUUUUUCCUUUAUAAUUUUAAUAGGGAUGUCACUCUUUAGGUUGAAGAAGGAAUUUUAAUCCAAGCUCCAUUUUAAUGAAAUUUUUAAGUUUUUCUUAUUUUUCACAAAAAAGUAAUAGUAUGCAAAUAAGGUCACUCACUCAAUAUUUCUUCUGUAUUUUAUUAUAUGAAAAACACAUUGAAUAUUUCAAUAUUUGCGCAGAUGUGAUAAUAAGGAAGAAACUUCAUACUAGGUUUCAACAAUGGCAAUGCCAUACUUGUAUAUUGAGGAAUUAAUGUCUGUUUCACAUUAAAACGGAAAAUAAUAAGAUUUGUUAUAUUUUAUACAAUACAAUACAGAAGAAAUACAUGUAGUGAGUGAAUGAUGUCAUUGGUUCCCUCAAUUACAUAUUGACCUGGAUGUACAUAUAGCUGUUUUGUGAAAUUCAGCCAAAUGUUAAAAUGUAAAUUUUUUAUUUUACAUCCAAUUUUCAUGAUUAUGCUGAAAUUGAUCAUUCACAGGGCAAUUCCAUAAAAUAUGUACGUCCGACCCCCUAUAUUUGGGACCUUCAUGAAUUUUUUUUUGUCUCGGAUUUUUAAAUCUUUCGACAGUCUGUAAUGUUCUCUAAUUGACCAUUACUCGGUCAGAUUAUGAAGUGAAGUAAGACUUGAGAAAAAUGGGGUUGGAUGUACAAAAAGGUUGAUAAUUUUAUUGAAUUGCACCACAUCUACUGUUUUGGAUGGUAAACUUGCCCUUUAAGGCAAAUACUGUCUGAAGUGCAGGCUACAUAAGUGAAAGCAGGGUGCUACAUAAGCACUUGCCCGAUUGCCCGGGGCUAGUAAAAGUUAGAGUCAGGCAAGUGUUUUGAAGUAAAGACCAAAACUACUUUCCUGAAUCAGGCAAGCAAAAUUCUCACAGUAGAAUGACCAAAAUUUGAGUCGAUAUGAUAUGAUAUUGACCCUAAUUUUUGGUCAUGGCAGGCAAGAUAAAAUCACUUUGGAAAAAGAAAUGUCAAUAACAAGGUAGAUCAGUUCAUGUCAAAAGAGAGAGAAGCGUCAAUGGUUUAUAAAACCGCAAAACUUUCUUUUGAAGAUGAAAACCUUUUUUUUUCCAAGGAUUUUUUCGGGCAAGUGAAAUAGAUUUUUGGGCAAGUAUAUUCCAACUAUUUAAAAAUUUACUUGCCUGACCGGGCAAGUGCUUCUAAAAAGUUAUGUAGCACCCUGAGUGAGAGUAUUAGAGUAUGCAGUGUAGUAUUGCAGUGACAAUCUCUCUUUCUAAUUCUGUAACACCGGGUUACAAUACAAUGCCUUCAUUACAUGUAUAUUUUUCAAUUGAUUGUGUGUACAAGUUGUUCAUGACAGUAAUAUUUUAUUAUGGGUUUUUAUAUGUAUGAAUCUGAAUGUACAUGUAUGUUGAAAAAAAUUGUGAUUUUUAUUAUGGGACUAGUAUUUAUGUUUAGUAUUUUAAAGAUAUUUAGUACCUUUAAAACAUUUAUUAAGUAUUUGUUUGGAGAAUUCCAGACUUAAUCUUCUAAAUAACUAAUUGUCCAUGCAUUGAUGUGGAAGUAUAGUAGCCAAGUUUGAAGUAUUUACAAGAGAUUUGAUUUUGACAUAAAAAAAAGGAUAUACAAAGUGCAAUCAUUGUCUUGUUUUAUACAACAUAGGAUUUGUUUUGAAGGUAUUUCUUAAUUUAUCAUAUGUAUACAUGUAUGUGAUGAGUUUAUUUGAGAAUGCAAGAUAUUUUCUGUUAAGAUCAGUCUAGAAUAGUUGCAUACCUCACUUCCCAGUGUCAAGACUCUGUAAUUUAAUAAGUAUAUUUAUAGCAAUACAUGUAUUUGUCAGUGCACAAUUUGUUGAACCAUUUGCUGGUUUUAUCACACUACAAGCCAACUACCGGUACUUAUACAUAAUAGUACAUGUACAUAACAUUUAACACAUGUGAUCCAUCUGCACAAACCAGCAACAUGUUUAUUAUCAAGCAGGCUCCAAGUUUUGUAAUCAAAAGAAACAAAUAUAAAACUGUUCCGUCAUGUCACUCACUGACAAUAUGCUAACAUCAUUGUUUCAAGUAUUGUCCGUAAUAUAUCAUUACUCUGCAUUUAUAUGAUUGUUUGAUAUUAAAUACAAUUCAUUUCUCUGUAAAAGUCA